GACUUCUCGGUUUUCUCGGUUUUCUGGACUCCACACAGACUCCUCUUCUUGAUAUUCUUCAGCCAGAAAGUCAUCUUCAUCUGAUUUACUGAGUCGCUGAAUCACAGAGGGGUUUUAAAGCCAAGCAUCAUCAUGGUGAACUGCUGUGGUCUCGUGUCUGAAAAAAACGAACCAGUUCCUCUGAAGAGCAUCUCGGUGGAGCUGCAGGUUCAGGAUCACGUGGCGUCUGUCCGCUCCUGUCUGCAGUAUGUGAAUGAGGAGGAGCGUCCGCUGGAGGCCGUGUUCGUCUUCCCGCUGCCCGCCGACGCCGCCGUCUGCCACUUCAGCGCCAGGAUCGGAGAGCAGGAGAUCAGGGCCGAGCUGCAGGACAGACAGAGCGCGCGGGAUCAGUAUGAUGAUGCUGUGAGCUCGGGGCAGCAGGCGUUUCUGCUGGAAGAGAGCGAGGAGAGUUCAGAUGUGUUCAGACUGAGUGUGGGCUGUUUGUCUCCGGGUCAGAACGCCUCCAUCACCAUCGUCUACAUCAUCGAGCUCAGCGUCCAGGCCGAUCACGCGCUGCGCUUCUGUCUGCCGGCUGUACUCAACCCACGAUACACACCAGCAGGUGAUCCUUACGUGAAUCUUAGUUCUGGUCACCGGUUUGAGAAGGAUGUGGAGCUGUUUCUGUAUUAUGAGAAUUCCCAUCAGCCCUCGGCUGCAGUCGAGGCAGCAGCGUCUGCGGCUCAGUCAGGGUCUCUGAUGGGCAACCCGGCGCUCAUGAUCAGUCUGUACCCAGAGUUCCCUGCGGAUGUGAUGUCAUCACUGGCGUCUCAGGGCGAGUUCAUUUUUGUGGUCGACAGAUCAGGCAGUAUGGACUGCAAGAUGCAUCAUGGGAACGACGCACAGAUGCGCAUCGAAAGUGCAAGAGACACGCUGCUGCUGCUGCUGAAGAGUUUGCCCAUGGGAUGCUACUUCAACAUCUACGGAUUCGGAUCUCACUUUGAGUCCUUCUUCCCUCAGAGUGUCGUGUACAGCGAGGACACGAUGGAAGAGGCUCUGAAGAGAGUAAAGAGCAUGAGCGCAGACUUGGGUGGCACCGAGAUCCUCCAGCCUCUGAAACACAUCUACAGUCAGCCCUGUUACCCAGAUCACCCUCGACAGCUGUUCAUCUUCACUGAUGGAGAGGUGUGGAACACUAAGGAGGUGCUGGAUCUGGUGAAGAGUCACGUUUACUCUCACAGGUGCUUCUCCUUCGGGAUCGGUGAGGGUGCGAGUACGGCUCUCAUCACAGGAAUGGCCAGAGAAGGUUCUGGUCACGCUCAGUUCAUCACAGGCACUGACCGCAUGCAGCCCAAAGUGAUGCAGUCGCUCAGGUUUGCUCUCCAGCCGGCCGUGGAUAAUAUCUCUGUGGACUGGACCGUUCCUGAAGGCGUGACGGUGGACAUGCUGUCCCCCCCCAUCAAUACUCUGUUCCAGGGUCAAAGGGCGCUCAUCUACGCUCAGAUUAAAGGACAGAGUUCAGGACAGACAGAAGGAGCUGUAACCAUGAAAUACAGGCUGAACGAUCAACCGGUGACUAACCAGCUUCAAUUUACUCUUAAACCAACGGAAGACACAGGGCUGACGAUCCACCGGCUGGCGGCCCGGUCUGUGAUCCGCUCUCUGGAGCUGGAGGAACGAGCCGGACGAGCAGACGCGGAGAACAUCAGGAGAAGGAUUGUGGAGCUCAGCGUUCAGGCAGGAGUGAGCAGCGUUCAUACAGCCUUCAUCGGCGUUAAUAAAGACAGCAAACAGACUGUGAAAGGACCGCUGCUGCAGAGGAGAGUGCCAGUGCCAUAUAUGAUGCCUGCAUUUUUUGGUGCCCCUAUGGGAUUGUGCGCAAUGGUUCCCCAAAUGGCAUUUUGUUCUCGAAAGUCACGUGCCUUACAAUCGAACAGCAUGAGGAUUGAAUGUGAUUCCAUGUCAUAUGAGGAAGAAGCUGAGCCCCAGAAGGACCCUUUGCUCCAGCUGGUCUCUCUUCAGAAGGCCUCGGGAUGCUGGGAGCUCAACGCCUCAUUGGCUGCUGUGUUUGGGAAGACGGAGGACGAGGUGACCAAUCAGAAAGCAGCACAGGUGGACGGGUCAGUGUGGGCCACCGUCCUCGCUCUCAUCUGGUUAUAUGCGUUUAAAUCAGAUCAGCAGGAUGAGUGGCAGUUUGUGGCCAUGAAGGCGGCGUCAUGGAUCCGCUCUCAGAAACCGAACGGCCUGUCUCAGUGUGUGUGUGAUGGGAACGUUCUCUUGGGAUGUCAGGUGACUGAAGACAUGCUGGGAAUCUGAAGACUGCAAAUCCUGUGUUCUGAGGAGACAAAAUAUCUCAUAAACAUUUGUGUUGUUUCUGGUAUAGGAUAUAAACAUUUUGUAUAAGUGGCAGAGGGAUUUUUAGUAUAUGUAAGCUUUAAAGGACCUGUCCCAAAAUUCAUGUUGUUCUUCUAAAAUAGACUUUUGAAUUACAUAAUCUUGCGGUUAUGAAUUCACUACUCUGAAUUGUACCUGCUUUUUAUGCUGCCUCUUGGCCAGGUCGUCAUUGUAAAUGAGAAAUGGUUCUCAACUGACUUACCUGGUUAAAUAAAGGUUAAUAACUACUAUUAUUUCUAUUAUUUCAGUAUGUGUUAACGAGCAGAUUGUGUCAGUGUGUAAAUACCAAGCUGAUUUAUCAAAGUAUAUCUUCACUAGCCAUAAUUACCUAAUAUGUAGAAUUACAUUUUAAUGCAUUACAACUAAAAGUUAGAUCAAUCAGAAUAGAGAAAUGUAUAAUUAAGAACUGCCAAAAAUAAUAAUUAUAAUAAUGUCUGUAAAUAUUACAGAAAAAUAAAUAUAAAGAGAAAUGUUCCCAGAAUGAUCUGAUUAAAUGUGAAUUGUGACCAUGGGUAAAUUGUGCUUUACUUCGCGUGUUUGUCUGCAUCACAGAAAGAGGAUAAC
Molecule: messenger RNA, 2934 nt
Organism: Sinocyclocheilus grahami
Lineage: Eukaryota; Metazoa; Chordata; Actinopteri; Cypriniformes; Cyprinidae
Product: von Willebrand factor A domain-containing protein 5A-like
Exons: 19
Coding region: 133-2292 (719 amino acids)
Source: RefSeq, a predicted model, not a curated record